CUCCGCUUCCGGCCGGAGCGCGGGGUCGAAUGGGCGGCAGGCGGCGACGGGGACCUGAGGGCGUGUGCUGAGGUCUGGCCUGUGCCUCGCGGGGCCCGCCUCUGAGCGGCGCGGGGCGGAGGGCGGCGACCUGCAGGACGAAGAUCGUUUUAUUGAUUUUGCUCCAGAGCUGACUGGGCCUCGUUUGCCAAGGGUGGUGCUGGCGGGGUGUCCAACACAGGAGUAAAACUGUUCCUACAGCAGAGUAAUGAUGGUAGAUAUGAAGGUGGCUGACUCUUUGAGCCCUCAGAUCAGGGCUCUGUGGGAGUGCAAGGGACCUGAGAUAGAGAGUUCCAGUCACAUUAAGAAGUAUACCCCACAAACGGACAGGCUCAGUGCAGAAAGCUGUCGCGAGCACUUCCGGAACUUCCACUAUCAUGACGCCCCCGGACCUCGUGAAGUUGUUGGCCAGCUUCAGGAAUUUUGCCGUCAGUGGCUGAGGCCUGAGAUCCACUCAAAAGAGCAGAUCCUGGAACUGCUUGUGCUAGAACAGUUUGUGACCAUUCUGCCCACGGACACCCAGAGCCGGAUAAGGAAGGACCAUCUACAAAGCAUUGAGGAGGCCGUGACCCUGGUAGAACACUUGGAGAGGGAAUCUGGUCAAACGAGGAACAGGGUUGCCAUCCAAGAGCUGGGAAAGGAGGCAGUGCUCUUGAGAGAAACAGCAGAGUCCCAGCCAGUGGGCCUGGCCCAGGAUGAAGAAUUCUGGAAUACAUACCAAGGUUUGCAAGAAGAGCUGAGCGGGAACACUCAUAAAGAAUCUGAGCCUGUAUGUGAGAGGGCUGUGCCUGUUCACCAGAUCUUAGCCUUUUCUGAGAAGACAAACACCAAAGACUGGACAGUGGCACCUGAGCUCGUCUUGCCUGAGUCCCAGAGCUUGUUGACAUUUGAAGAAGUGGCCAUGUAUUUUUCCCAGGAAGAAUGGGAGUUACUGGAUCCCACUCAGAAGGCCCUCUACCAUGAUGUCAUGCGGGAAAACUAUGAGACUGUCAUCUCUCUAGCUGUGCCUGCUCACCAGAUCCUAGCUUUUCCUGAGCAGACAAUCACCAAAGACUGGACAGUGGCACCUGAGCUCGUCUUGCCUGAGUCCCAGAGCUUGUUGACAUUUGAAGAAGUGGCCAUGUAUUUUUCCCAGGAAGAAUGGGAGUUCCUGGAUCCCACUCAGGAGGCCCUCUACAAUGAUGUAAUGCGGGAAAACUAUGAGACUGUCAUCUCUCUAGGAAUAAAGCACAAAAGUGACACUGAAAACCAUCAGCCUAUAUGUGUUUCUGAUUUGGAAAUACAAGCACCAGGAGACAUAGUACCAAAAAAGGCCCGAGCAAAAGUUCCCCAGAAAACAACAGGCAAAGAAAACCAUGGUGAUACACACAGGAUGGGGAAGUGGCAUCGAGAUUUUCCUGUGAAGAAAAAAAAGAAACUUUCAAGCUGGAAACAAGAGUUGCUGAAACUUAUGGAUCUUCACAAGAAAGCCCGUGCUGGAGAGAAGCCAUUUAAGUGCCAAGAAUGUGGGAAAAGCUUCAGAGUUAGCUCUGACCUUAUUAAGCACCAAAGAAUUCACACUGAAGAGAAACCGUAUAAAUGUCAACAGUGUGAUAAGAGGUUUAGAUGGAGUUCAGAUCUUAAUAAGCACUUAACAACACAUCAAGGAAUAAAACCAUACAAAUGCUCCUGGUGUGGGAAAAGCUUCAGUCAAAAUACAAAUCUACACACACACCAAAGAACUCACACUGGAGAGAAGCCCUUUACCUGUCACGAAUGUGGAAAGAAAUUCAGUCAGAACUCCCACCUUAUUAAGCAUCGGAGAACCCACACAGGUGAGCAGCCAUAUACUUGCAGCACCUGCCGGAGAAACUUCAGCAGGCGGUCAAGCCUCCUUAGACACCAGAAACUUCACCGCUGACCGGAAGUUCAUCUUGUGUCCUCAGCAUGAAGAAAUUCACCAAGUAGAGGUUGACCUUGACAUUUAUGAAAAAAAUACAAAAUUGUGAAGCACGAGUAAUUCUUCAUCGGUGCAAAAAUUGAUAAAAACAUCUUUCACAGAAAGGAAUCAAGGUUGACUCUGCAGGGAUCUCUAUAAGUAGUUUUGUACUACUUACAUUUUUACACAUGACCUUCUGGGAAUUCCUUAGUAAGAAAGGUAUUGAAAAAAACAUUCUCAGUUAGGGAAACAUUUUGCAAUAGUAUCUGGCAAAGUAACAAAGCCAGCUUUAAUGAGCAGAUGCGCCCAUGACUCAGUCUUCUGUGAUCGCAGAGGGUAAAUUCUAUUGGUUUUGCAUUGAAUUCCCAGUCACUUUUAAACACAUAUAACAGAAACGUUUAUAGCAUGGUCUCCCAAAAGAAAAAGCAAUAACCUACUUAUUUAAUUGCCUUCAGUUGCCUUCAAGGUAGUUGACUUAACAAUUUUAAGUCCCGUGUGGGAAAAAAUGAGUUCUGUUGUCAAGUUUUCCAAGAGCUAAAUUGGAUUCUCUUCCUUUCCCCUGUCAUUGGACACUGUUCCCAAAGUUGGACAUCACUUGAGUUCCUUCCUGAACAUUUUAGCAACUUUAGCUCUUGAAUCCUUUUAGCGCCAGUUUUACUGUGAUGAAAUGCUAUUUACUUCACCACUAGUGAAUCUGCCAGGUAACUUAAUAAUGCACUAUCUUAUACCUCAUUGGUGGUGUUUGAAAAAAAGAUAAACAUCUCUAAUGAGAUCGUAUGAAAACGGGUUGGAAUGUUUAGCCAUGGAUUGUGUAUGACAUGUAAAGAUAUUUCUGCAGUGAAAUAAACUAGUCCUUUUCUUAUAAUCUCAGUAUGAUGAAGCAUAAAAAUUAGCACUUUCUUGAAGCCUAAAGAGAAUUAAUGAAAGUUCAGGAUGAACUUCUCAGGUUUUUUUAAUUUGCUCUGUAAUUUGGCUUUGGUUUUUAAGAACAAACUAGAACCAGAAUGUGUGCUGUAGGCAGGAUGUGGUUCACUGGGAAUGGCGGAAGAUAGGGUUCCCAAGAGAAAACGUUUGGGAACUGGUGCUGACUGGUGGGUAAGAAUGGGUGACUCCACAUCCACGUUGGAUGGAUGUCUUAAACUGUAAACUGUUACUAAGCAGGUGGGGUAUAUAUGUCUCUGUUUUGUGCACAGCAUCUAACAACAGCCUUGGGUGAGACAUGAUAGACGACUGAAAAUCUCUGUAGGCUGUGGAUCUUCUUAGAGCUCUUAUCUACAACAACUCUCAUGUAUUCCCAUUAGAGCUUUUAGGUGGUGUCAGGAAAGAGGUUCAAUGAUUUCUUCUAAAUACCUUAUAAAUAAGGAAGUUCGGGUUCAGAUACCCUAUGGCUAGUGGGUCUGUUGGUUGUCACUUGGUUGCAUGAGUCAGGCCUGGAGGUAGGAUUUCCAGGAUGGAUGUGUGUGUUAUCCCUCCAGGGCCAGACUGGAUGAUGUGUUGUGUCUGUUUCUAGCUUAUAAGACAUUCCUGUGGCUUGAUUCGUUACUGAAACACUUAAGUCUCCAUGUCCUCUGUGAAAGAGAGAAAACUGUGUUUCAACUCAGGGUUAUUCUGGGGAUUAGAGGGGCUGGUGAAGGAAAAGCACCCCACAGCCUGGCCAGUAGUAGAUGCUCACCGUGCAUUUCUUUCCCUUUCCCCUGCUCCCCAUGAUACGCUGGGCAUACUGACUACAUUUAGGAAGCAGGUGCAUUUAUGGCUAUUGGCGACUCCUUUCAGGAGUUGAGCGCUGCUGGUGGUGAUAGUGCUUAGCUGAUUUGGUCUUUGACUGCAGUGCUUUAUGGUUUAAGUCUCAUGAUGGUCUAGCGCCCUCAAUGAGACUUUAUUUUCUUCAAGAUGAUUCAAAUAUGAUUUCGUAAGCACGGCCAGCUCUGAAGCUCCCGUCUGCAUAGCUGUUACCCAACGCCCUCAUCCUUCGACUACUGGUACUGUGUCAUCCCGGGAUACAUGUGGACAUCUUCCUGGUGCUACAUUCAUUCACUUUGAUGGGGAUCUCUCGUGGGCCCAGGCACCGUUCUAGACUGAGAAGAUAGUAGUGAACAAAAGAGCUGGAAAUCCACUCUCACGGGACUCGUAUUCUAGUGAAGAGUAGAGAGAGUGGUUGUGGUUUUCUGCUACUUGAAGUCAGGGUCACGAGGUGGUUUUGGGUAAUGGGUUAUGAGCAGAGGCCUCACUUCUGGGCUGAAGCCUUUCAUUGUUGGUGCAAGACUCGGUAGUGCUCGUCUGCGUCGAUCAUGGAAGCCCACACAGGAAGGGGCCACAGGGUCCAAGUAGUCUGAGCGCCCCGCCCCCUGGCCCCUUGGUGAGGAGCUGUUCUGGAGCAUGGCCCAGACCUGUGAUGGACUUAAUGGGAAUGAGAAAUAAACUUUUGUUAAACCA
This is a messenger RNA of Neofelis nebulosa (Clouded leopard), 4390 nucleotides long. It is a transcript of the gene ZNF75A, whose product is annotated as zinc finger protein 75A. The record is from RefSeq and is a predicted model, not a curated record. Bases 248 to 1939 code for a protein of 563 amino acids. Gene Ontology annotation, biological process: regulation of DNA-templated transcription. The transcript is spliced from 8 exons. Lineage: Eukaryota; Metazoa; Chordata; Mammalia; Carnivora; Felidae.